Molecule: messenger RNA, 1527 nt
Organism: Chlorella variabilis
Lineage: Eukaryota; Viridiplantae; Chlorophyta; Trebouxiophyceae; Chlorellales; Chlorellaceae
Exons: 12
Biological process (GO): cellular response to calcium ion
Cellular component (GO): plasma membrane
Molecular function (GO): calcium-dependent phospholipid binding
Source: RefSeq, a predicted model, not a curated record
AGCAAGAGCGAUGCCAUGGCCGUGAUCUUUGCCUCCGACGGCGCCAAGAGCAAGGAUUGGGGCGAGGUUGGACGCACCGACACGGUGGCCAACUCCCUGUCUCCUCAGUUCCACAAGACCGUGCGGGUCAGAUACAGCUUCGAAAGACUCCAACCGAUGCGGCUGGUCAUAUUUGACGUCGAUGAUGUGAAGAAAGAGAGCAGCAAGAUCAAGUUGAACCACCAGGACUUUCUGGCGCACGGAGAGUUCCUGCUGUCCAGUCUGCUGAUGGCUCCCGGACGCCAGCUGACCCUGCCGCUGGCCAACAAGCAUGGCCGCCAGCUGCCGGGCUGUGUGGCGGUGUUGUCGGCGGAGGAACUUCCCAACACCAAUGCGGUGGUCCAGCUGACGCUGGGGGCCUCCAAGCUGGAGAACAAGGACACGUGGGGCAAGAGCGACCCCUUUGUGCGCAUCAGCAAGUUGCGGCACAAUGGCGAGUGGGCUCCCGUUCUGAAGACAGAGGUGGUGGACAACAACCUGAACCCAAUGUGGCGCCCGUUGCAGGCAUCCAUGUCGCAGCUGUGUGGCUGUGACGAAAACCGCCGCUUGCUGUUGGAGGUCUUUGAUCAUGACAUUGAUGGCAGCCACGACCUGAUUGGUCGCUGCGAGGCCUCCCUGCAUCAGCUCAAGGCGGCAGCAGCACAGGGCCACGGCCUGCUGCUGAUCAACCCCAAGAAACAGGGGAUGUCGUCAGGUACACUGCUGGUGAAGGACAUCACCGUCACGCCCCGGCCCUCAUUCCUCGAGUACAUAUCCGGUGGUAUCGAGCUGAACUUCAUUGUCUCAGUCGACUACACCGCCAGCAACGGAGACCCGCGUGACCCGAACUCCCUGCACCAUUACAGCCAGCGCCCUACAAUGUAUGAAGAUGCCAUCUCGGCAGUAGGUCGGGUGCUUGAGCACUACGACCAUGAUAAACAGUUUGCUGCAUAUGGGUUUGGCGCUGCGGUGCCGCCAACUGGCAGCGUCAGCCACUGCUUCCCGCUCAAUGGCAACCCCAGCAACCCAGAGGUGGCGGGGGUGCGCGGCAUCCUGGACGCAUACAGGAACACGCUGUCCACAGUCAGGCUGUCGGGCCCUACGCUGUUUGCGCCCAUCAUCAAUGUUGCGGCUCAGGUAUGCGCCAUUGCCUCCCAGCCGUCCUCGCGCCCCAAGUACUAUGUGCUGCUGAUUUUGACAGACGGGUGCAUCAUGGACAUGGAUCAUACCCUGCAAGCUGUUGUGAAGGCAUCGGAGCUGCCGCUGAGCCUGCUCAUUGUGGGGGUCGGCUCCGAGGAUUUCUCGGCCAUGGAGAAGCUGGAUGGCGACAAGAAACAGAUCAAGGCACCCAAUGGGCAGAAGGCGGCGCGCGACUGCGUGCAGUUCUGUCAGCUGCGCCCGCACCAGCGUGACACUGUGGAGAGCUUGGCGGCCAAGCUGCUGGCGGAGCUGCCGGGGCAGCUAGUGGAAUAUUUCCACCACCUGAAACGCAUGCCGCCACCGACACCC